Messenger RNA from Penaeus monodon (black tiger shrimp), 1060 nucleotides. RefSeq names its product carbonyl reductase [NADPH] 1-like. Lineage: Eukaryota; Metazoa; Arthropoda; Malacostraca; Decapoda; Penaeidae. The coding region runs from base 242 to 1051 and encodes 269 amino acids. The record is from RefSeq and is a predicted model, not a curated record. The transcript has 6 exons. Gene Ontology annotation, molecular function: carbonyl reductase (NADPH) activity.
GAAAUAAGUACGUGCAACUGUACACAAUGGGCAUUCAAUCAUUUCUCUCUAAUUAUGAUUACAUGAUUUACAACAACUCUCGUUGAUUAAAUAUCUAUGGAGCGACGUUAUAGGAUCGUAUCUAGCAAUAUCCAUCGAUUAGCAAUAUAUCGACUCAUCAGCUCGGAAUACGCAAGUCAGAUCUGCUGGCGGGCAUGGCAGGUCGGGCUGUUCGUUCAGUCAGAAGCAACAGGCAGCCACGAUGGAAGAAACCAGAGUAGCGGUGGUGACAGGAUCCAACAAGGGCAUCGGUCUGGCCAUCGUCAAGGACCUGUGUUCGAAGUUCGACGGCUGCGUGUACCUGACUGCUCGCGACGAGGAGAGGGGACUGGAGACCGUGGAGGCGCUUCAGGAGGAAGGUCUUUCGGUUCGCUUCCAUCAGCUGGACAUCGACGACGAAGAGAGCAUUACCACCUUCAAGACGCACCUCGAAGAAACCUACGGAGGUCUGGACGUCCUUGUCAAUAACGCUGCCAUUGCCUAUAAAGGAUCCGCGACGGAGCCGUUCGGAGAGCAAGCCGAGAACACCAUCCGCGUCAACUUCUUCGGCACGCUCGCCGUCUGCCGCAGCCUCUUCCCUCUGCUGCGACCCCACGCCAGGGUAGUCACGCUGUCCAGCUUCGUGGGCUUCCUCCCGAGGGUGAACGGGGACGAGCCGCAGGCGUUCAGCCUCAGGGAGAAGUUAUCCUCGGAGGAACUCACCGAGGACGAGUUGAGCGAUCUCAUGAAUCACUUCGUUGAGACGGCGAAGGACGGGACCUGGACGGAAGCAGGGUGGCAAAACAGCGCGUACUCAGUCAGCAAAGUGGGAGUGACAGCCCUGACCCGCGUCCAGCAGCGAGCCUUCGAUGAUGACCCGCGUGAAGACCUCAUUGUCAAUUGUUGCAACCCGGGGGCCGUGGUGACCGACAUGAGUUCGCAAAGGGGUGUUUUCACCGCUGAACAAGGAGCCGAAUGCCCCGUCUACUUGGCACUUCUCCCUCCCGACGUCGAGGAGCCAAAGGGUGCCUAAACGGAAAAG